This is a messenger RNA of Perca fluviatilis (European perch), 5519 nucleotides long. RefSeq names its product VGF nerve growth factor inducible (gene vgf). The coding region runs from base 339 to 2504 and encodes 721 amino acids. The record is from RefSeq and is a predicted model, not a curated record. The transcript has 2 exons. Gene Ontology annotation, molecular function: neuropeptide hormone activity. NCBI's taxonomy places the organism in Eukaryota, Metazoa, Chordata, Actinopteri, Perciformes, Percidae.
GACAUCAGAGCUGACAGGCGGCAACGGAAUCCCGGGAGAGGAGCGCGAAAAAAAAAAAUUCAGCGACAAAAACAACAACAACAAGUGACGACACUUAGGCGAACAUUAGACACCAACUCACACACAGCAACCAAAACAACAAAAACAAGAAGAAGAAGAAGAAGAAGAAGAAGAAGCACGGUGCAGGCAGUGGGCUCUGUGCAUGACACUUUCAGCCGCUUUGAGUGUGACGUGUCGAGGCAGGGGAAGCUGGAAUCCCCCCCCCUGCUGCUCACUCUGCAACUGCAAGCAUUUCUGAUUGCCCUCGCUGCUCAGAGCCGACCCUGUUCUGAGUGACCAUGAUUGGGUACCACGAUGCCUCAAGUGCCCUUACCCUCCUAGUCCUCCUGAUGGGGGCGUCCCUCCUCCAUCCGUCUACCCCCAACCCCAUCAACACCCCUGGAGAUGUCAAUUACCCACACAGAGAUACUCCUCCUGCAAAGGAUCCAGAGACAGGAUCAAUACAGAAAGAAGAGGCAGAGGAAGAAGAGGAGCUCUUUAAGGAUGUGGAUCCCAAAACACUAGCGGCAGUUUUACUUGAGGCACUGAAUCACUCAUGGGUAGGGGAAAGGAGGGAGGGAAGGGAGCGUGACGAUGGGAUGGAGGAUGGAGAAGAAAUGAAGGCUGAGACGGGGGAGCCUACAAGAGAAGAAGCUUACAGAGGAGUGAGAACGAUGGAGACGGAGGGAGCAAACAGAGACAGAGAUGGCCGACAGGAGCUGGAGCUGCUAAUGGGGAAGGAGCGGGAAAGAGAGGAGGAAGAGGAGAGGAAGAGAGCUCAGGAGGAAGAGGAGAAGAUGACAGAAAAGGUGACCAGUCGUACCACGAGUCAGACAGUCCAGGUCCAAAGAGAGCAGCCCGCUAGUUUAGACGAAAGAGGGGAGAAUGGGCAGGGCGCCGCCCCCCCAAACAUCCCCGGACAAGGUAGCAAUGAGGAGGAGGAGCAGCUCAGCCCCGAGGAGCUGAGGAACCUCGAGACCAUGAUGAAGGAGUUCCCUCGUUUAAACGCCGCCACUAAGAGGGACGGCGAUUCGGAGCGAAACCAGAGAGAGAGCCGAGGCUACAGCAGCUACAACGACAUCAUGCCGAUCGGCAAAGGCGCCGACCUCGCCAUGACUAAGAAGAAACUGAAAUGGCAAGAGGAGACGCAGAAAGGCCUGAGCUUCCCAACAUUCAGGGGAGGCAACUUCAUGGACGACUUUGAUCAAAACGACAACUACGCCGGCGGUAACGCAGUGCAGUCCCCGCUUCCGGCAGAGCAGGACGCGAUGGAAGACGACGAACCCGCGGAAGAGGAGGAAGAGGAAGACGAGGAGGCGUUGAGUCCCGAGGAAGAGGAGGCUCAGGCUAAAGCGGAGCAGGAGGAGAUGAGGAGGCAGGCGGCCGAGGCACAGAGAGCCAAGAUGGAGGAGGAGAAGUUGGCCGACAUCGCCUCGGACAUGCUGCUGCGCUACAUGGUCAAACAGAACAACGGGAACAGGAAGUACAGCGCGCCUCUGUCCAACGCCGCCGAGGACAAGCGCUCCGACGAGGAACAGGAAGUGAUGGAGGAGGACGAUAUUGACCCCCAGACCAUCGACAAGCUGAUUGAGAUCUCCAACAAGCUCCACCUCCCCGCUGACGACGUGGUGGACAUCAUCAGCGACGUGGAGAAGAAGAAGAAGAAAGACGUGCUGCCCGAGGCGGGGUCUCGUUGGCAGCGGCCUCCGACGCCGCUGUCGUCUCCUUUCGCGUCAACCAACGGCUUCUCGGCGUCGCAGAUUCCAACUGGUCAAAACGGCUUCCCCGUCUCUAAGCAACCCUCCCCAGCUGUCAAUCUCCUCAAAACAUGGUUGCAGGAGAAAUCGCAAACCAAAUCGCCGGAUCUUUGGAACAAACCGUCCAAGCCUCUGUCAGCCAGUCCAAAUCAUUGGCCCAAACCUCAGAAGCCUCUGUCAAUCAAGCAGGACCUCUGGCUCAAAUCCCCCAAGUCUGUUUGGACCGGAUACCCUUUGUACCCCUACAAGUACCCAUCCUACUACCAGAGGAAGCUGUACCCGGACUACUACCCCAUCUAUUAUCCUCCUCCCCCCAGACCCAAACCCCGUUACUACAUCCCCAAACCCGCUCUCGCCCUCAACAACUUCCUGGGAAAUUCCGUGGAUGACACCUACUCCUUCCCUCCCAGGCGCCGUUACCACAGCUGGGUCCAACCUCGGCUGAGGCGUCCCCCCGCCGGCCUCCAGCGGAGGCCGUACUACGCCAGCUACCGCUUUCAGCCGCUGCCCAUCCCCAAACCUCGUUCCCCUCCCCGAAUGCCUGCGAUCACUCCGCGACAGAAGUUCUAUUACCCAGCCCCAGCGGCACCCGCGGUGACGAGAAAUGAAGAUUACAACGUGGCUGGAAAGCAGCCGGACAGCAGCAAGCAUGACGAUCUGGAGAAAUACAUUCAGCAGAUACUCAUGAAGGGACAGAUGUUGGAGUGAAAUGGGAAAGAGGAGAGUGAGAAUAGGGGAAUUGGAAAGUAGGAGAAAUGAGCAGAAAAGUAUUUCUUCAUUGAAUUUGUUUUGCUGGUAUUUGGUUUUGUUUCAUGUAACAAGUUUCGUCCUCCCGUUUUGAUUGGUUGUGACGUGGACACGGACAUUCAGGAGGACUUUUUUUUCCAGCUGUAGUCUGGAUAAAAUGGACUACGGUAGGAAAAUGAAAGGAAAGACACACCUCUACACUCCUCCUCUGUGAAGGAGGGGAAACAGGAUGAAUGGCGUCCGUUGGAAAGCAUGAUGCGGCAACGUUUUGUUUCAUGCUAGAACUUUUCAUCCAAACUUCCGGCAUGACAACAUUCUCCAUUGGGACAUUUGACAAUGCCAACAAAGGAGGACACUUGAAUAUGUUGUUACCUGUACCUUUAAACAAAUAUAUUUUUCAGAGUCAGAAAGUCGGAUCAAUUGUAGGCAGUGAUGGAUGCUGGGAAAUGUUUGAUGAAUGAUGGCAUUUGGCUGUCUAAACGCAAAGAGAAUUUUGUGUAAUUAUCCCAGGAAGGGAAAUUUUAAAACUUUUUCAUGAACAAUCUUUCUGAAAUGACCUCCACUAAAUGGCCCAAACUAUGUGGACGCCAAACAUUCCAGCCAUAUGUGAUUCAGACACAAGAGCAUUAGUGACGGUCCAACACUGAUAAUGUAUGAUUAGGUCUGGCUUAAAGUCGGUGGUUCAGUUCAUCCCUAAGGUAAUGCUCAGCGCUGUGGAGUAAGGUCUGUCUACACCACACAUACAUUCCAGGAUAGGAGGGAAAAAAAACGCUAUGGGUUUGUUUGCAUUUCUUUAAACCAAUCACAAUCUUCUUGGGCGGUGCUAAGUUCUGCUAAAUAGUCUUGAGAAGGAACUUGUUUUGGUGGAACAUUUGCACCCAGAUAAAAGAACAUGCCACAUAAAAUAUUAAAUUAACUGUUCACACAAUACGGUAACACACAGAGAGGUAAAGCGGAGGGAUGAAAUGUACUUCCGUGGAUCCAGACUAUUCCACACCUGACUUUGGGACAUUGUUAUGUUCAAAACAGGAAAGGGCCAAAAACAAACUGUUGACGGGAAGCGGGAAUCUCACUGUUAUCUAGAAUAUCAUUGUAUCCUAGAGCUUUAAUAUUUCCCUUCUUUGGCACUAAGGUGCAUUGCCCAAACGAGGAAAACCUCCCCAGACCACAGAGCGUCUCUAUACUUUUGGCCAUAUAGUGUAUCAACUGACACAUCUGUCAUCUCUUACUGAUGAAAUCAAAAUCACACAUCAUCUUGGAAUGGCCUCAUGCCAUUGAAUACAUUUGUAUGCAAAUGUAUCAUUUUUGUGUUAUUUGUAUAAAAAUGCAGCAAAAGCAUUUCAGCAGAACAGCACCUUCUCGUUAUGUAUACUCACACAUAGCCACCAAAGCUCUUUAUGAUGAAAUAUAAGGCUCCGAAAAGCAUAUUUCAUACAAAGGGCUGUGGAAGCCACACUAACACCACUGUAAUGGCUUGGAUGACUCAUCCUUUUGCAUAACUUCAAUUACCUUGUUGCUAUGGUGCCAAACCCUGGCCAAACUCUAUAUGGCAUUCUUUUGAUGCCUUCAGAGGAGAAUGCAGUGUUGGAGGCAUACUGCUCUUUUACUGAACACAUGCAUUUUAAAGGAUAAGGCUGGUGUUAUUCUCUAUUUUAAUCUACAUCACCAAAUGUGUUUAAUACUUUGCGACUUCCCUACCCUGUCUGUAGUACUCAGUUUAUAUUUGUGAUAUAGAAAAUUACCAACCUUACCCUUUAAAGAUACCCUCCAUGGUUUCGUUAUAGCACAAAGUGCCCCUGAAUCCCAAAGUUCCUUUCAGCUCGAUAAAGACCAUUAAGUGCCAUUUUAGUAUUCAACAUUUAGUUUUCAUUUGAUCAUUAUGAACUCAAAGUCUAUUUUGAGACAUACAUUGUUUUUCUUGUUAUCUAAAUUGUUGCACAACCAUGGAUCAUACAUUUUAAACUCUGAGCUGAAAUCGGCUGCCUUACAUGUCACUGUGACAUCCCUAACAUUGCGCUUUAUGAUUUUUGAAAAAAUUAUUAUUAUUUUGAUACCAUUUGAUAUUAUCCAUGAGAUCAAGGCUGUAAUCACUUUUGUAAGCGAUAAUGGGAAUGAUUCUCUGGAACUGAUUCCACUGGAGAUGGGAUCAGUUCGCUCAUAUUCAGGUAAAACUAAGUUGAAUUCGCAAUUUUAAAAACAAAAUUAAGGGAUUUUUAAUUGCUUGGAUUGGAUGGCAGUGGGUUUUUUUUUGUACUGCUGAGAUUUCCUCUCUUUACUUAGAUGGCUACUGAUAAUCAGUGAUCAAUAAACACUUCCUUUUCUCCCCAUUCACCUCUUUUGAAAAUGCGUCACUUGGAACAAGAGCAGAAGUCUCUCUUUGGUUUAUCUGUAUUGUUGACCUUUGUUGUCAUCUGUUGCUAAGGGAUGAGCAAAUCUCAACAUCUUUGUUGCCAAGCCAAAAUAGGACCACGGCAUCGCCAAUCUCACACUGAAACCACGAGGCCAAAAGAGAGUGAACUGAAUCGAGGAGACGGGAGUGAAAACAAAGCUUUUUGUAAUUGUUAAUGAUUCGUUGUUGUUUUUUUUACACGAUUAAGAAGAAAGUUGCAGAUUGAGAAAGGAACCGGGAGAAAUAAGGGGGCUGAGCUAUGAAGCGACAGACCAGCGGGUAAAAGUGUCUGCACGUUUAUGUAUACUUGCAUCUAAAAAUUGCUUCUUUGAAGAUGUACAAGCAUCAAUUAAAAGAGCAUAAAAAAAAAACAUUUAAAGAUGACAGAAACAAUGACGUCGUUGUACCUUAAAAAUCAUUGUUUGAGUCAUGUAUGCAGCGAGUGUUGUCUAUGGUCAUUCUAGAUGUACCUUGUUGUAACCAUCGUAAUAAACAUGCGUUUGCUGGAUGUAAAUAUGCGCAUGUCAAUGGCUACUUUUGCUACACAUGAAGAAACAAUAAAGUCAACUAUUUUUAUUACAAAAAUG